AUGCCCCUCGAGCGGCUGACCGCUCUCCUGUGCCUGCUCGGCUCUGCCUGGCUGCCCACGGCCUCUGAGAGGCCCGGCCCCCCCCAGGCCGCCCCACCUCGCUCCUGGGCUGCAGCCAAUGAGACCUGGGCCCCGAGCCCAGGGGCCCCAGACCCCCUGGUGCCAGCCCCUGCCCGGGGCAGCUGGAAGGCCUUCUUGGGCCUGCAGAGAACCAGGCGAGUGGGAGUGCCUGCCGCCAUGUCCCUGCCGCUGGACCCACAGGAAGUAACCCGUGAGGUGUGUAAGGCCGUGCCCUUCACACAGGUGCUCUCCCGGCCCGGCUGCGCAGCCACCCACCUCCGAAAUCACCUCUGCUUUGGUCACUGCUCCUCUCUCUACAUCCCCGGCUCGGAUUCCAGCCCCCUAGUCCUGUGCAAAAGCUGUGAACCCACUCGCAAGCACCGGGCAUCCGUGGUCCUGUGGUGUCAUGCUGGCAGCCCUGCCUCCCAUCGGAGGGUGAAGAUAUCCACCAUACUAGUCGAGGGGUGUCACUGCAGCCCCAAGGCGUGA
Molecule: messenger RNA, 549 nt
Organism: Carlito syrichta (Philippine tarsier)
Lineage: Eukaryota; Metazoa; Chordata; Mammalia; Primates; Tarsiidae
Gene: DAND5
Product: DAN domain BMP antagonist family member 5
Exons: 2
Coding region: 1-549 (182 amino acids)
Biological process (GO): signal transduction involved in regulation of gene expression; determination of heart left/right asymmetry
Molecular function (GO): morphogen activity
Source: RefSeq, a predicted model, not a curated record